AUGGAGCCGGCGCCCCAGGGUCACGGGCCAGGCGUGCAGGCGGCUGCUGCCGCUACGGCCGCCGAGGGGGGAGAGAGGCGCGUCGCGGUGCCUCGGCCGCCCUCCAUCGAGGACUUCACCAUUGUCAAGCCCAUCAGCCGCGGCGCCUUCGGGAAGGUCUACCUGGGCCGCAAAGGAGGGAAGCUGUACGCCGUCAAGGUAGUCAAAAAAGCUGUUCUAAUAAAUAAGAAUAUGGUCCAUCAGGUACAGGCAGAGAGAGAUGCCUUGGCUCUUAGUAAAAGUCCUUUCAUUGUGCACUUAUACUACUCACUUCAGUCUGCCAACAAUGUCUACUUGGUAAUGGAGUAUCUCAUUGGUGGAGACGUUAAAUCACUCCUUCAAAUAUAUGGUUACUUUGAUGAAGAAAUGGCUGUGAAGUACAUUUCUGAAGUUGCGCUGGCUCUUGAUUACCUCCACAGGCAUGGAAUAAUUCACAGAGACCUGAAGCCAGACAACAUGCUGAUAUCAAAUGAGGGUCACAUUAAGUUGACAGACUUUGGAUUGUCCAGAGUUGCUCUGAACAGAGAGAUAAAUAUGAUGGAUAUCCUCACGACACCAUCGAUGCCUAAACCAAAGCAAGAUUAUUCACGUACUCCGGGGCAAGUGCUGUCUCUUAUCAGCAAUUUGGCUUUUUUCACCCCGGUUGGAGCUAAAAUGCAUGCACCCAGUCCAAGCCCUAUUUCUAUGGAGACGCCUAAGCUCUCUCAAGGAUUUGUUUCCCCCCUCUCUGUGAGCCGCAAAGACUGUGCUCCUGCAUCAAGUAAGCUGCUUAGGACAUGCCUUGAUUCUUCAGUUGUGAUGCCUGUUAAGAGUCUGACGCCAAGUCUGCUUCAGUCCCGGAAGAGGUACGGGACCUCAAGUGCCAGUAGCCUUUCCUGCACCCAGCUGUCCAGCAUGGAGUCAGAGUGCUGUAGCAGCCCCAGGUGGGAGAAAGACAUCCAGGAAGCAGAAGACAUAUUCUGCUCUGCCACUGGCCAGCUAGCUUCAUCAGAAAAGCUUCAUAAUGCAGAUUUAAUGUAUACCAAUGACACGAAGGCCUUAAAGAGGAGAACACUGGAGUCUGUCAUAUCUCCUAUUAGCAGCAAUGACUCUGGAAGCAGGCAUGAAGGAAGAGUAGAACGAUCAGACGUACGUGAUACCUCUGUAAGGACUUGUGAUGUGAAAGACCUGGUACGAAAAUGUCUUUCAGAAUACAAAGAAUGGGAAGCGAAACUUAGUGCAGAUAAACCUGCUCUGGCUAAGGGGACAGCAGAACCUUCUGAUGGCCAGAGGUCACCGAGCUUGGCCAGCCUUGCCAAAGAAAAGAAAGAGGAGGCAAGGUUAGAGGAGAAGCUCAGUGUCAAAAGACGCUUCACGCUGGUGGACACCAGUCCAUCUCAAGAACUUGCCCUUGUCAAGAAAACCAAUGCAGAAUACAGACGUGGUUGUAAGAUUGUGGAUAUUCCUAGGAAGCAAUGCACAAGUUUAACAACUGAAAUCAAUUGCUUAAAACUUUCUGGCGAUGGAGGUCUGCAGGAGACCUGUGCAAAUGGCAAUCAAAGCAAGGGUGGGAAACCAGCCAUCUCUUUAAUAGCUAAGAAUCUUAUGCAUUAUCUAGAUGCAGACUGUGAAAAGGAUGGGAAAAAGGAGCACCUGAGUUCCAGCUUCUUAUGCACUGACGACGAAAAGCCCUUAGCGAGCAUGAGUGUGGACUCUGAUCUAUCCCUUCCGGAAGCAUCUGCUGCAGUGUUGCAUUUAGAAAAGCACCUAUCUCAUACAGCUGGGGGCAUUAAAGACCUCAGCUUUGAAGAACUGAAAACAGAGGAUGUGUCUGUAAUGUCACUUAGCUGUGCAGAUGCCUCAUUGAGAGGUGAGGAAGUGGUUACUGUCCGGGAGGGCAAGGAGUUGCAGCAGGCACAGGACAAGAGUUUGCAAAGUGUGACUGAGACACAUCCCAACAUCCACUUGUCUCCAUCAGCGGAGAUGGUGAAAACACUGAACCUCUUCAAGAAAAACAUGGUUGCCUUUCGUAGUUACAACAGCUCAAUCAAUACGUCUAAUAUAUCUGAGCCAUCAAGAAUUAGCACAGUUUCUGUAGAAGGAAUGGACAUCUCUGCUUGUAGUGGCUCUUAUCCUAUGGCUAUUACACCUGCGCAAAAGGGGAAACCCUACAAAGUUUAUCAGACCCCUAAUCAGGGAAAUGCUGAUACACCCUACAGAACUCCAAAGAGUGUCCGAAGAGGGGCUGCCCCAGUCGAGGGCGAAUCCAUUUUAGGGACCCCAGACUACUUGGCACCUGAGUUGCUCUUCGCAAAGGCUCAUGGUCCUGCAGUAGAUUGGUGGGCACUUGGAGUUUGCCUGUUUGAGUUUUUAACUGGAAUUCCUCCAUUCAAUGAUGAGACACCACCACAAGUAUUCCAGAAUAUUCUGAAAAGGGAUAUUCCAUGGCCUGAAGGUGAAGAGAAAUUAUCUGACAAUGCUCAGAAUGCAAUUGAUAUUCUUUUAACCAUUGACAGUAUGAAGCGAGCUGGACUCAAGGAGCUGAAACUUCACCCCUUCUUUCAUGGUGUAGACUGGGAUAAUCUGCACAAUCAGACCAUGCCUUUCAUUCCACAGCCAAAUGAUGAAACAGACACUUCUUACUUUGAAGCGAGGAAUAACGCUCAGCAGCUGACAGUAUCUGGGUUCAGCUUGUAAUAUCAGGA
This is a messenger RNA of Gekko japonicus, 2723 nucleotides long. It is a transcript of the gene MASTL, whose product is annotated as microtubule associated serine/threonine kinase like. Gene Ontology annotation, biological process: peptidyl-serine phosphorylation; intracellular signal transduction. The transcript is spliced from 12 exons. Bases 1 to 2715 code for a protein of 904 amino acids. Gene Ontology annotation, cellular component: nucleus. The record is from RefSeq and is a predicted model, not a curated record. Gene Ontology annotation, molecular function: ATP binding; protein serine/threonine kinase activity. NCBI's taxonomy places the organism in Eukaryota, Metazoa, Chordata, Lepidosauria, Squamata, Gekkonidae.